AUGGAGGCGCAACAAAGUAACCAGAACUUCAAGCUCGAGAACCUAUUCAAUGUGAAAAACAAAGUGGCCCUGAUCACAGGCGGCGGCUCAGGCAUCGGCCUAAUGGCCACCCAAGCCCUAGCAGUAAACGGCGCCAAAGUCUACAUAGUCGGCCGAACAGAAGAAAAGCUGGACAGAGUAGCCGAGCUUUACAACAAAAACAUCAGCGGUGAAAUCAUCCCCCUCACAGGCGACAUCACCAAAAAGACCGAUAUCAGCAAUCUAGUCAAAGAAGUGUCCUCCCGUGAAGACCAUCUCUCGAUCCUGAUAAACAACGCCGGCAUCUCCAAUAAAACCCAAGAGACAGAACACGGAGAUGCAGGUAAACUCCGUGAAUCACUUUUCGACGACCCCAACGCCACCUUCGCUCAAUGGGACGAUGUCUUCCGCACGAAUGUCUCGCAGCUCUUCUUCAUGACAACUGCUUUCCUACCCCUUCUCAAGAAGGGGUCUGAGGCCGAACGAGGCUGGUCGAGUACUGUGAUCAAUACCACUUCCAUUUCGGGUAUUGUGAAGGUAUCGCAACAUCAUUUUGCGUAUAAUGCUUCCAAAGCGGCGGCGAUCCAUUUGACGAAAAUGUUGGCGCAUGAGAUCUCUUCUUCGAAUUUGCGGAUCCGCGUUAAUAAUAUUGCGCCUGGUGUUUUCCCUAGUGAGAUGACUGCUGGUGAGAGUGAUGAGAAGCAGAAGAGUUUCAUUCCUGCUGAGAAAUAUGAGAAGAAGGUUCCGGCUUCUCGACCUGGGAAGGAUGAGGAUAUGGCUAGUGCUGUGCUUUUUGCGGUGACGAAUCAGUAUCUGAAUGGACAGAGUGUUGUUGUUGACGGGGGAUACGUUCUUGCUGCUGGGACUGUGUGA
Penicillium arizonense is the source of this 891-nucleotide messenger RNA. Its product is annotated as SDR family NAD(P)-dependent oxidoreductase. The record is from RefSeq and is a predicted model, not a curated record. Lineage: Eukaryota; Fungi; Ascomycota; Eurotiomycetes; Eurotiales; Aspergillaceae. Gene Ontology annotation, molecular function: oxidoreductase activity. The transcript is spliced from 2 exons. The coding region runs from base 1 to 891 and encodes 296 amino acids.